AUGUCGGACAAUGCCCACCCUGGUGUUCGCAGCCUCCUGGCCAAAUUUGAGAACAGCCAGAGCCCCAUCACCUCCCCACCGUCGCGUGGCCGGUCUCCCGUGGGCUCGGAUACCCCCGGGUCGACCAGGCAGCUGUCUAAGGUCCGUGCCAGCUUUGUGACAGUGGAAGGAGCCAUCCAGUCGAAUCCUGGCUCGCCAUUGAGGAAGUCAAGCGGGCGAAGUGACAGCCCGGGUAUAUUUGGACCCAAGCUCAAUGCGGAGGAGGUUGAGACGCGCCGCCAGAACAAUGUGGUCUCUCCGACGCCAGGUGGACAUGUCAAGUCCUACCCAAGCAUUCUCGAUGGUGCCGCAGACGAUAUUCGAUCUGAAAUGGCUGCAACAGUGACAAAGGAACGGAAGGUCAGCGGUAACGAGGAGCCAUCAGCACCCACAGAGAGUGCAGCUCCACCGAAGGAGGCUACACUGGUAAAGACGGAAGCGCCAGCCCCAAGCGUGCCCGCAGCCUCAAGCAAUGGAGCUUCUGCCGAGAACUUGGCCCCUAAAGCAGUCACCAGGCGACCAUCCAAUAUUCACUCUGCCAAAAACAACGCUUCGAGCAAGCCCGCUUCGAGCAAGCCCGCCUCGAGCGCACCGACUGCGACUACGCCAAGAUCCACCAACAGUGCAGGUGCCAAACCGACCUCGGCCCGGGAAGUAGCCAAAGAGAGGGCCAACGCCCUUGCCCACAAACCCAGUCGCGCCUCGCUGAACCCUGCAUUCAAGCCCUCCACUCGGGCGACUCGUGGCUCGACUCCAUCCACCGACACCCACAAACCCUCUCCCAGCAGUGCCACUGAUAACAAAACUCAAUCUAAAUCACCCACCCGGUCCGUUCGCCUACCGGCUUCGAUAACAGCCCAGACUCAGUCAUCCACAGCCAAGUAUGGAAGCGCUGGACCUGUGACAGGACGAACCGAAAAGCCAACCGCAACCCUCACGAGGAAACCUUCCACGCUCAAGAGUGUCGCCGCCCCAGCCGGAGGGGUGCGUAGGCAAGUGUCUCGCCCCUCCCUUCCCACUCAGCCCGCCCCAGAGCGCCCGAGCUCUCGAGUCAGUGAUUCCAGCUCAAAGCCCGUCAACGAGGGCUUCCUUGCUAGGAUGAUGCGUCCAACAGCCAGUUCCGCCAGCAAGACCCAUGAGAAGGGCGAGACCAAAGCUCCUCCCAAGCCACCAGUCUCUAAAGCUCCUAGGCCGUCGAUGGGGCGGGCCUCAGAACGGAGCGCGACCCAGGCAAAGUCAAAGCCCGCACCUCUGAAGGCCCAGAGUGAGAAGUCUCAGCCUGCCAACAAGGAGGUACAGUCACCGAAGGAGGAAGUGAAAGCUCCUCAGAAGAAGCCAGAGAGCGAGAAGGAGAAUAUGGAGGAAGUCGCCUCUGUGACUCCUGAGGAACCCAAUGUCCCUCAGGCCGAGGAUACCAUCAUCGAGGAAUCCGAGCCGGAGGUCCCUACCAAGGCAAUCGCUGAUGAUACCGCAGAGAAGCCAACCGAGCCUACAAUCCAGGAAGCUACAGUUGAGUCCACUCUGCAGCCGGUCGCGAAGUCAACUGAGCCAUCUGUUGAGCCGACUGCCACAGAAGUUACAGUUGGGUUGUCUGCUGAGCCUGUUGCUGAGGAUGUUCCUGAGGCUCCUGCUGAUCCAGUUGCAGAGGCUAAGGAUGAAUCGCCCAAGGAGGAGCCAGAAGUGCCCGCUGUGAAGGAUGCCGAAGAGGUGCCCGCCGAAGCUACCGCCGAAGCCAGUGGCGAGAAAGUCUCUUCUGAGCCACAAGCUGAGGCAGAGGCGCCCAGGGAGGACACCGCCGAGGCACUUGUGGCACCCACUGAGCCCAUUAUCACCGAGGAUACUGCCAUUACUGAAAUGAAGGAGACCCCCAAGGUGGUGCCUGAGGUCCUCGAGGCCCCUCAACAGACCGACACUGCCGCCCCGGCUUCCCAUGAUGAUGUGCCUGAGGUGGUGAUGGAUAUCACCAGUGCCCAGCCAUCAGAAAAGACCAACGAGGAGCCUAGGGAGUCUUCCCCAGCUGCGCAGCCUGCUGCCCAGGCCAAGUCGCAUACCAUCGACAUUGACUUUGCUCACCUGGCACUGAGCUAA
This is a messenger RNA of Penicillium canariense, 2127 nucleotides long. RefSeq lists its product as uncharacterized. Bases 1 to 2127 code for a protein of 708 amino acids. The record is from RefSeq and is a predicted model, not a curated record. The transcript has a single exon. Lineage: Eukaryota; Fungi; Ascomycota; Eurotiomycetes; Eurotiales; Aspergillaceae.